UGUUUAUUUGUGGGCGGAGCUUAUGAUGUUACUUGUAAGCGCUGCUUCUUCAAUCUUUUAUGUUGCGGCGUUGAGAUUCUGACCGCUGACUUCACCUGCUGUGGGCUUAAUAUUUUCAAUUCUUUUUACUUGAAUUUUCGCUUAAAGACUGAGAAAGUUUGUUCCACACGCUGAAGCGAUGGCGACACGGUCCUGAACCGAAACACACACCGGACUGCUUUUCUUCUCGAGCUGUGCGGUUUUCAACAGCUCUCGGGCGGCGAUGCAGAAUGUGACCGCGAUGAUUGAGGUGUCGAUUCCCUCCGUGCACCGGGAAGUGGACGAGUCAGGGAAGUCACGCAAAAUCUUCAGGGUAGAGAUUUUGUUCAACGGAAGGAAGCACUUUGUUUUGCGGCGGUAUAGUGAUUUCCAGAUGUUGCACCGGAAGCUCAAGAAGAUCCUGCAGCCACCUGAAUUCCCUAGCAAGAGGACUCAGCUGCGCUCUAAACCACUGAAGCAGAGACGGCAAGAGCUGGAAGACUACAUACAGGUGAUCCUGUACAAGAAUGAAGUGGUUCCUCAGGAGCUGCUAGAUUUCCUGGAGGUGAAACACUUCCACACGGCAAACACACAAAUAUGCAUUUUUCGUGAAGAACAGCAGAGGGACUUACAAGAACUGCGGAAAAGCUAUGAGCUGCUCCAUCAGAGAGUAGUGGGAUAUUCCUGUGACCCUUAUGUCGUUGCUUCAGAGUCAGACCUGCCGGACGUGGUGGUAGCUGGUGUCCUGCAGGGCUUCUUCCCCAGAGACAAUAAGGUGUGCUGUAGGACAUCCUCCAAGUCCAGCAUUAGACAUGUUCGAAGACUUCCUUCUAUCCCCACCAUCAUCAUAGACCAAUGCAGCCUGAGCUCAUUGCCAGAAGCACAGACAACCUGAGACAUGGGAGAGGUUCUGUUUUCCAUAACUGACCAAGCUUCCUGUUUGUGGGACCUUACCUCAGAAGGGAUGGUGCUUUGAUUAUUGGCAGGAAAGGGGAAUGCCAAUAUUGUUUACAUAUUCUGCUAGGUGGAGUAUAUUGGAGUUUUGGUAUCUGUCGCUCACGCACUUUCAGUAUGUACUGUACUUCAUCCUGGUCAGGGACAUGAUAGAGACUAUCCUGGGAACACUGGGCGCAAGGCAGGAAAACAGCCUGCAUAAAACGCCAGCCGGUCCAUCACAGAGCACCAUGUUUAUGCAUACAAUCACAGCGUUAUCUUAGCCAAGCCAACUACCAGUAUGUUUUUGGAAGGUGGGAAUAAACUGCACAUGUACAUGAACACAUGAAGUUCAGGAUCAAACCCAGAACCCUAGAACUGUGGAGCUGCAAAACUGCAAUGCUACCCACUGCACCACUGUGUCAAAAAUCCUAUACACUGAAUUAUGAUUACCAUGUCAUAUGAUGAUGUAAGCUAUCUUCAUGUUCUUUGAGGUUUAUUUUAGUUUUUCUAAAAUUUAAUAAAGUGAAAUGUAAAACCUGAGAUAAAUACUAACUAUAUAAUUUAUUUUACAGAAACGAGUGGAAUAAAAUAGUUUUACAAAUGAA
This is a messenger RNA of Tachysurus fulvidraco (yellow catfish), 1559 nucleotides long. It is a transcript of the gene snx22, whose product is annotated as sorting nexin 22. The coding region runs from base 263 to 913 and encodes 216 amino acids. Gene Ontology annotation, molecular function: phosphatidylinositol phosphate binding. The record is from RefSeq and is a predicted model, not a curated record. Lineage: Eukaryota; Metazoa; Chordata; Actinopteri; Siluriformes; Bagridae. The transcript has 6 exons.